This is a messenger RNA of Hylaeus anthracinus, 1454 nucleotides long. Its product is annotated as prohormone-1. Bases 173 to 448 code for a protein of 91 amino acids. Lineage: Eukaryota; Metazoa; Arthropoda; Insecta; Hymenoptera; Colletidae. The record is from RefSeq and is a predicted model, not a curated record. The transcript has 3 exons.
CCCAGUUGGGAUAUAAAGUGGUCGCGUGCUUGCAAGCUCAGUCACUCUGUCCCGUGGUGUCCACGAUCCUCGCAGACGCUCACGAUAAAAAGCUCCGCGACAACACUCGACAACACCCCUGCAUCGCACCUCCACGACUCUGCGACCCACCCCCGACAAGAUCGAAAAUAUCAUGUCGUCUCUCCGAGCCGUCAUAUUCUUGGCCAUGGCCCUGAUACUCCUGAUCGACUGGUCCACGGCUCUUCCAGCCCCCGACAAAGAAAGACUUCUGAACGAGGUAGACCUGGUGGACGAUGACGGAAGCAUCGAGACAGCCCUGAUCAAUUACCUGUUCACGAAGCAGAUCGUGAAACGGCUCCGGAGUCAGCUGGACAUCGGCGACCUUCAACGUAAACGCAGCUACUGGAAGCAAUGCGCUUUCAACGCCGUCUCUUGCUUUGGCAAAUAGAUCCAACCGUCCUCAGUCUGAGCAAACCGCGAGCCAAGCUUUCUUCUACGUCUGUCCAUUUUUCUUCCAUGUCCGACGCUAGUUAUUAAAAUCGAGUAUAGCUCGAGGAGAUUUCAACCAGCUGUGGUCACCUUCACGUCCGCGAUUUUCUAAGCUCCUUCAAUAUUAUCGGGUCGACGAUUAGUUUUUGUAUCUUGUUUGAGGAUUGUUUCGUUUUUUUAAUGUAAUCAAGAUCUUGUAUCGACGUUGGUUCUCAGCAUGCUUCCAUCGUCUUAUUCAUUUUACACAGUAUCGAACGACAGAUGUGCUCGACAGAAUUUAAUUAGGAUAUUCUUAGCGACAAUUCGAGCAUUGAUUUAUUUCAAUUGGAACAGGUUCGAAACGAAAUUCGUACAACGAUUAGAGUCGAUUGAUGUUUUGCGUGUCCACCGUCCAUCAUACAUAUCUCACGAAAUCACUAUAAAAGUUACAAAAUGGAUUAUUCGACAUCUGGAUCAACCUGUUCAUUUCAGAGGAAUGAAUUAGUUUUAACAUCAUAUUUCCCCCAAAUGAAUACUCUUAAUUUCAAAUAUAAACGAAUAAAUUUAUUCUGAUCGUGUUGAGUGCAUCAGUUAUUUCCACGUCACGUGACAGGGAUAACGGUGUUCGAAUACAUGCCAGAAUUUCGCGGGGGUGAUGUUGACGGAGCUAAUUCCCACGACGCUCUCUCUCCGUAUUCGAUAUUAAGAAAGAAAAUCGUAGAUUAGCGACAUAAAUACUGAAAAAUAAAAAAAUCUGGAAAGCUUUUCCCGUCGGUCGAACGACGUACCCCAACGGUGAUAGCACGUGACCCAAUCCCCAUCUCGCGUUUUCUCGCUUUCCUUUCGUGUAUAGAAUUUACGGUGGUUCGUCAUUGAGCGACGGAAUGGAGUGUAACGUUACACCGUUAUAAAUCAGUGUUUACGUCCGCGAAUACGCGGCCGGCUGUAAUGGAGGGUGUUCAAUAAAGAGUUUAUUUCCGUUGUAA